GUAAUUAUUGUUGUUUCAAUUAUGGCUUUUGCUGAUUUUUUUCCUGGGCAUAUGUAGCACGUGCGAAGUUUAUAGAUGGAAGAAGAAAUACAACGAAAAGGGAAACUAAAAGAGGCGGCGAUGCAUGCGCGCGCAAAACGUUCCGACGACGACGCUGUGCGUGUAAAUGUAAUUAGGAAUUCAUUUUUACUUUGUAUGUUUCUGGUUCUGGUUGUGGUUGACAAAACUGCAAAAGAAAUAAAAGUUAAAAAGAACAAUCUAUGAUAGCACAAUCUACAAGAAAGGUGCGAAACUCCAUAAAUUUAGAAUUUUGAGAGCCAUGAGUUCCAUCAAGGACCUAGGCAGGCUCUUGAAUGGGUUAUCUCUGAUCGCCAAGGAAUUGGCCACUCGCUCUCCUGCAAAUGAGGAAUUCCAGAUUCUCUUCAAGAAAGCCUUGGUUUCCGCCACCGACCUCGCCGGCCUCACCAGAGGCAAGGUGGUCCAACCAAUCUCAAACCCUAAUCUUAAUCCUAACCCUAAUCCUAAUCUUAAUCCUAAUCCUAUCCCUUCUACUGCUACCUCCUCCUCCGUAGUGUACUUUACCCCUGGCCCUACCUCUUCAUCAUCCCAAUCAGAUUCCAAUUCCAAUUCCUCUUCCUCUUCCUCUUCCUCAUUACCACAAUCACAAGAAGACCAACAACAUCAGCUCAUCCAUGAUUCCAAUACUCAUAACAAUGUGCAGUCGGCAUCCGCCACGUACAUGGUGUCGGCGGAUAGUUUAUGCAGCGAUUCUAAUGGUGAUGGGGUUGUUUCCGAUCAGCCGCCUCCGCCUCCGCAGUUAAGCAAGAAGCGAAGGCCCAGGGAGAGACGAGUUCCUUCAACCCCCUUUUCAAGAGCACUUGGGUUUGCUGGUCUAGGGGCUGGUCUUGCGUGGGGAACCAUUCAGGAAUCCGCUAAGAGAAUUGUUUAUGGUACUUCCAGCUCCCACCAAAACCAAAACCAAUCGGCUCUAUCCCCGUUUGUGUCCCAAAAAAAUGCAGAACGUUUGGCCCUUGCACUCUGUAGAAUGCGUGGAGCAGCACUUAAGCUGGGCCAGAUGUUGAGUAUACAGGACGAAUCUCUUGUACCUGCUCCGAUCCUAGCUGCUCUGGAUAUUGUUCGUCAAGGUGCAGAUGUGAUGCCAAGAAAGCAGAUCAACCAAGUUUUGGAUGCUGAAUUGGGUCCUGAUUGGUCAUCCAAGUUGACUAGCUUUGAUUACGAACCAAUGGCUGCUGCUAGUAUAGGCCAGGUGCACCGAGCUGUCACAAAGGGUGGUAUGGAUGUUGCAAUGAAAAUUCAGUACCCUGGUGUUGCAGAUAGCAUUGAAAGUGACAUUGAGAAUGUGAAACUUCUUUUAGAUUAUACAAAUUUAAUCCCCAAAGGACUCUAUCUUGACAGAGCUAUGAAGGUGGCAAAAGAAGAACUAUCUCGAGAAUGUGACUACGAGUUGGAGGCAAAAAAUCAGAAACGAUUCCAUGACCUGCUAUCUAACACACAAGGUUUUUAUGUCCCAUUGGUCGUAGAGGAUAUUUCGAGUAAAAGAAUCUUGACUACAGAACUUGUUGCUGGAAUUCCUAUCGAUAGAGUGGCAUUACUAACCCAAGAAACUCGCAAUUAUGUUGGUAGGAAGCUGCUAGAACUCACUUUGAUGGAGUUAUUUUCUUUCCAGUUCAUGCAGACUGAUCCUAAUUGGAGUAAUUUCUUGUAUGAUGAGGCCACAAAGUCCAUCAAUCUCAUUGACUUUGGAGCAGCUCGGGAUUUUCCUAAGAGUUUUGUUGACAACUAUUUACGAAUGGUUCUUGCAUGUGCAAAUGGUGAUAGAGAUGUGGUCAUUGAGAUGUCAAAGAGACUUGGAUUUCUCUCGGGAAUAGAAUCGGAAAUAAUGCUAGAGGCUCAUGUCCAAGCUGGUUUUGUUGUGGGACUGCCAUUCUCGAAGGCUGGUGGAUAUGACUUCCGCUCCACCAAUAUCACCCAAAGCAUUUCAAGCCUUGGGGCAACAAUGCUGAAGCACAGGCUCACACCGCCACCUGAUGAGGCCUACAGUCUUCAUCGCAAGCUUUCAGGUGCAUUUUUGGCUUGCAUCAAGCUUGGGGCUGUUGUACCAUGCAGAGAAUUAUUGCUUGAAGUUUAUGAGCAUUAUGAGUUUGGGGAAGAAGGUGAUGAGAUUCUGUCAAGUGGUAGCUCAGUUUCUUGAUUGGCCAAUAAUUUAUCUAAAAUUUUUUAUUGAUUUUUGACAUGUAAUAAUUCUUGGAUAUAAUUACAAACUUCCAAGCGUUACUCACACGCAUAUCUUUUGUUGCUCCAAGUUGAAGUUCCAUUUUUAGUUUGGCGGCGUUGAGAAAGAAAGGCUAAGCAGUGCAGUUAUGGUUAGAAAGAGGGAAUUGUAAAGUGAGAAAAAGCGAGGGCUGCAAGUAUUGGAACUUGACCAUUUAAAUUUGUUCGUCGUCAUUGAAUGGUUGGUGUUAGCAUUCAAGCGACAACAUUUGUUGGCACACAAAUGAAUAGAAUGGUAUUAUCGCUGAAAGAAAGAUAGGAUAAGCUUGAAAAUCA
Ziziphus jujuba (common jujube) is the source of this 2568-nucleotide messenger RNA. RefSeq names its product protein ABC transporter 1, mitochondrial. NCBI's taxonomy places the organism in Eukaryota, Viridiplantae, Streptophyta, Magnoliopsida, Rosales, Rhamnaceae. The transcript has 8 exons. Gene Ontology annotation, molecular function: kinase activity. Bases 320 to 2212 code for a protein of 630 amino acids. Gene Ontology annotation, biological process: ubiquinone biosynthetic process. The record is from RefSeq and is a predicted model, not a curated record.